Messenger RNA from Kazachstania africana CBS 2517, 4500 nucleotides. RefSeq names its product pleiotropic drug resistance family ABC transporter. The record is from RefSeq and is a predicted model, not a curated record. NCBI's taxonomy places the organism in Eukaryota, Fungi, Ascomycota, Saccharomycetes, Saccharomycetales, Saccharomycetaceae. Gene Ontology annotation, cellular component: membrane. The transcript has a single exon. Gene Ontology annotation, molecular function: ATP binding; ATP hydrolysis activity; ABC-type transporter activity. Gene Ontology annotation, biological process: xenobiotic detoxification by transmembrane export across the plasma membrane. The coding region runs from base 1 to 4500 and encodes 1499 amino acids.
AUGUCAACUCCGAAAGACAUAGAUGUAAAUCUAUCUAAGUAUGAUACGGUACUGUCAAACGACAGUCCAUCGAAUACAUAUAAUGGCUUUGACGAUGAAUCAAGAAAGCUGGUACGAAAUUUAGCAAAAACUUUAACCUCUAAUUUCGAAAGUACAGAGUCCUCCGCACUUUCUUAUAAUGUUCGCGAUACGAAUGUCAUGAUUAUGAACCCUUCAGAGCCAGGAUAUGAUAAACGUCUCGAUCCCAAUAGCGAUGAAUUUUCAAGUAAAUUAUGGAUCCAGUACUUGGCACACUUAUCGUCCACUGAUCCGGAGUACUAUAAACCAUUUUCCUUUGGCUGUACCUGGAAAAAUCUCAGUGUGUCGGGCGAUUCAGCGGAUGUAACCUAUCAGUCAACUAUUUUCAAUGUACCUUUCAAGAUACUAGGUAAGGUUUACAGGAGAUUCAGACCUGCUAGAGACUCUAACAGUUUCCAAAUAUUGAAGCCCAUGGAAGGCUAUUUGGAUCCGGGAGAGUUGCUAGUUGUCCUUGGUAGACCUGGAUCCGGCUGUACAACAUUGUUGAAAACCAUAUCUUCCAAUACACAUGGCUUCAGAGUAGAUAAAGAUAGUGUCAUAUCUUACAAUGGUCUCACGCCUAGAGAAAUGAGAAAACACUUUCGUGGUGAAGUAGUGUACAAUGCCGAGUCCGAUGUACAUUUACCACAUCUUACAGUUUUCGAAACACUAUACACCGUUGCAAGAUUAAAGACUCCUACUAAUCGUAUUAAAGGCGUUGAUAGAGAUACGUACGCAAGGCAUAUCACAGAUGUCGCAAUUGCAACUUAUGGUUUGUCCCAUACAAAAAAUACGAAGGUAGGAAACGCAUUAGUUAGAGGUGUUUCCGGUGGUGAAAGGAAACGUGUUUCCAUCGCUGAGGUUUCAAUAUGCGGUUCUAAGUUUCAAUGUUGGGAUAAUGCGACAAGAGGUUUGGAUUCUGCUAAUGCUCUGGAAUUUAUAAGAGCUCUGGACACCGAAUCAUCUCUACUUAAAACUGCAGCCGUUGUCGCAAUCUACCAGUGUUCUCAAACCGCUUAUGAUUUGUUCAAUAAGGUUUGCGUAUUGAAUAAAGGCUAUCAAAUAUAUUUUGGCCCUAUUGAUGAAGCUAAGGGUUACUUCGAAUCCAUGGGUUAUAAAUGUCCUGAUAGACAAACCACCGCAGAUUUCCUAACAUCCAUAACAAACCCAUCAGAAAGAAUAGUCAACCCUGAAUUCAUAGAAAAAGGUAUACCCGUCCCACAAACACCUGAUGAGAUGUAUACGUACUGGAAAAGUUCAAGGGAGUAUGAAGAACUAAUGAAAAAAAUUGACAUCAGAUUAUCUGAAAACGAGGAUGUCACCCGUAAAAUGAUGAAAAGUUCUCACGUUGCUAGGCAAUCUAAAGGAAUAAGAUCAGGUUCUCCAUACACAGUAAGAUACGGGCUACAAGUAAGGUAUUUGUUGACAAGGAAUUUUUGGAGAAUAAGAAACAAUAUUAGUGUUCCUUUAGUCAUGUUUAUUGGGAAUUCUUCCAUGGCAUUCAUUCUAGGAUCCAUGUUUUUCAAAGCUAUGCAACAAGAUAAUACUACAACGUUCUAUUUUAGGGGUGCAGCCAUGUUCUUCGCUAUACUGUUCAAUUCUUUUUCAUGCCUUCUAGAGAUUUUCACACUAUACGAAGCAAGACCAGUUAGUGAGAAGCAUAGAGCAUACUCCUUGUAUCAUCCCAGUGCCGAUGCCUUCGCAUCAAUUUUCUCAGAACUACCAAAUAAGAUCGUGAUUUCUGUUGUUUUCAAUAUCAUUUAUUAUUUUAUGGUUAAUUUUAGAAGAACAGCUGGCGCCUUCUUUUUCUAUUGGCUAAUUAGUCUUGUUGGUGUCUUUGCCAUGUCGCAUCUGUUCCGGACUGUGGGCUCUUUAACAAAAACGCUAUCUGAAGCAAUGGUACCCGCGUCAAUUUUAUUGUUAUCAAUGUCAAUGUAUGCAGGAUUUGCUAUCCCCAAGACGAAAAUGCUGGGCUGGUCCAAGUGGAUAUGGUAUAUCAACCCAAUUGCUUAUUUAUUUGAAUCUCUUAUGGUAAAUGAAUUUCAUGGUCGGGAAUUCCAAUGUGCCAACUUUAUCCCAAGUGGUCCUACCUAUUCAAAUGCUACUGGAGAUGAGAGGAGCUGUUCUACUUUAGGUGCUAUCCCUGGAAGUUCCUAUGUGCUAGGUGACAAUUAUUUAAGGCAAAGUUACGAUUAUCUUUAUCAACACAAAUGGAGAGGCUUUGGUAUUGGCUUAGCUUAUGCUGUAUUUUUCUUAGUCGUGUAUUUAAUCGUCUGUGAAUUCAAUGAAGGUGCGAAACAGAAAGGUGAAAUGCUCGUAUUCCCACAUGGAGUAUUAAAAAAGCUGAAGAAAAGAGGGGUGCUAUCUGAUGAUGAUAAACGUGACUUUGAAAAGGGUAGUUUUGAUGCUACCAACCAUGAUCUUAUCAAAGAUAGUGAAAGUACUGAUGAGAGUAGUACAAAUGGGGCAAGGCUACUCAAGUCGCAAGCUGUUUUUCAUUGGAGAAAUUUAUGCUACGAUAUUCCCAUAAAACAUGGAACGAGAAGGCUAUUGGAUAAUGUCGAUGGUUGGGUCAAACCAGGCACAUUAACUGCUUUAAUGGGUGCUUCUGGUGCUGGUAAGACUACUUUAUUGGAUUGCUUGGCUGAGAGAGUUACUAUGGGUGUUAUCACCGGUGAUGUUUUGGUUGAUGGUCGUCCUCGUGAUGAGUCAUUCCCAAGAUCUAUUGGUUAUUGUCAACAACAAGAUUUACAUUUGAAGACAUCGACUGUGAGAGAAUCUCUAAGAUUCUCAGCAUACUUACGUCAACCAGCAGAAGUUUCUGUUGAAGAAAAGGAUGCUUACGUUGAGGAAGUCAUCAAGAUUUUAGAAAUGGAAAAGUACGCUGACGCUGUUGUUGGUGUUGCUGGUGAAGGUUUGAAUGUUGAACAAAGAAAGAGAUUGACUAUUGGUGUUGAACUUGCUGCCAAGCCUAAAUUAUUAGUUUUCUUAGAUGAACCUACGUCCGGUUUAGAUUCCCAAACUGCAUGGUCUAUUUGUCAAUUAAUGAGAAAGUUAGCCAGUCAUGGUCAAGCCAUCCUGUGUACCAUCCAUCAACCAUCUGCUAUUUUGAUGCAAGAAUUUGACCGUCUGUUAUUCUUACAGGAUGGCGGACAAACCACUUAUUUUGGUGAGUUAGGCGACGGAUGUUGUACCAUGAUUGAUUAUUUCGAGCGUAAUGGUGCACACAAAUGCCCGAUAGGCGCGAACCCAGCUGAAUGGAUGUUAGAAGUUGUUGGUGCUGCUCCAGGUUCCCAGGCUACCCAAGAUUACUUUAAAAUUUGGAGGAAUUCAGAAGAAUUUAAAGCUGUCCAUAAAGAAUUAGAUAGUCUGGAGAAAGAAUCAAACUUAAGACCUGAAGGUAUCACAACUGAUCAUGCAGAAUUUGCCACAUCUAUUCCAUAUCAAAUACGAUUAGUUAGCGCGCGUUUGUUCCAACAAUAUAUCAGGGCUCCUGAAUAUUUAUGGUCCAAGUUUGGUCUAACAAUUGUCGAUGAACUUUUCAUUGGGUUCACUUUCUUCAAAGCAGGUACUUCGUUACAAGGUUUACAAAAUCAAAUGUUAGCUGCAUUCAUGUUCACAGUCGUUUUCAAUCCAUUAUUACAACAAUAUCUUCCAUCAUUUGUCCAACAAAGAGACUUAUACGAAGCCAGAGAACGUCCUUCUAGAACUUUCUCCUGGAAAGCCUUCAUUGUUUCCCAGAUUUUAGUUGAGGCGCCAUGUAACUUCUUAGCUGGUACAUUAGCAUACUUCAUUUACUACUAUCCAAUUGGGUUCUACGAAAAUGCUUCAUUUGCUGGUCAAUUACAUGAAAGAGGUGCCUUAUUCUGGCUAUUCUCAACUGGUUUCUAUGUCUUCGUUGGUUCCAUGGGUUUCUUAACUGUUUCAUUUAACGAAGUUGCCCAAAAUGCUGCAGGUAUAGCUAGCUUGAUGUUUGUCAUGUGUACUACAUUCUGCGGUGUCCUUGCAACACCUGAGGUUAUGCCUGGAUUUUGGAUUUUCAUGUAUAGGCUAUCACCAUUGACCUAUUUUGUUCAGGGGUUCCUUGCUACUGGUUUAGCAAACGCUAAGAUCCAAUGUUCUGAAAAAGAGUUUAUAGUUUUUUCACCUCCCAGUGGUAUGAAUUGUGGUCAAUAUAUGGAGCAAUAUAUUACCAACACAGGCACUGGCUAUCUCGAAGAUUCAGAAUCUACUUCGACUUGUGAAUUCUGUCAAUUUUCUUACACUAAUGACUUCUUAGCCUCUGUCAACUCAUUUUAUUCCCAAAGAUGGAGAAACUGGGGCAUCUUCAUAUGUUACAUCGCCUUUAAUUAUAUGGCGGGCAUAUUUUUAUACUGGCUAGCUAGGGUGCCAAAGAAAUCUAGCGGUUUAAAGAGAAAAAUACGUAAGAAUGAACUUUCUUGA